AUGCUUUUCUCGUCCGACGAAAUCCAAAUAAUCGAGACUUGUUUCAUCUAUCUUCUGGUUGCUAUCGGUCUAGUAUUCGUUUUCUCGUUUCUCAGAAAAAUGUUGCAUCGUGAACCCGAUGAGGAUUUCCUUCUGUUGAUAAAUCAAGAAGGCUUGGAUGACGAGACACGUGACAAGAUUAUAACCGAGAGACUCGACAGCAUUUUCAAAGGAAGCGGAUUGGUAUAA
This is a messenger RNA of Caenorhabditis angaria, 228 nucleotides long. Lineage: Eukaryota; Metazoa; Nematoda; Chromadorea; Rhabditida; Rhabditidae. The record is from the annotation of a GenBank genome assembly.